AACCAUUUGUCUAAAAUGGUAUGGGAUUUCCUGCCUGAACAGGAGAUUGGACUAGAAGACCUCAAAGGUCCCUUCCAACUCUGUUAUUCUGAGUAUUUGCACUAUGUAAUAUUAUUUGAACUAUGCUCUUUGAAGACCAUUAACAAUUUGUAUCCAAUUUUUUCUUUCGUUCAUUUUCUUGUAUAGGUUGGAAAGCCUGGUGUAAAUAAAAAAGCUAUUUUUAUAGACUGUGGCUUCCAUGCCAGAGAAUGGAUCUCACCUGCUUUUUGCCAGUGGUUUGUACGAGAGGCUGUUCGAACCUAUGGAAAAGAAACCAUUAUGACUCAGCUUCUGAAUAAGUUAGACUUCUAUGUCUUGCCUGUCUUGAAUAUUGACGGUUACGUCUAUUCUUGGAUACAGAGUCGCAUGUGGAGGAAGACUCGUUCUGUAAAUGCUGGUAGUACAUGCAUUGGUACUGAUCCCAACAGAAAUUUUGAUGCUGCAUGGUGCACUGUUGGUGCUUCAAGAAAUCCCUGUAGUGAAACCUAUUGUGGUAGUAAACCUGAAUCAGAAAAGGAGACCAAAGCUUUGGCUGACUUCAUUCGAAGAAACCGCUCAACUAUCAAGGCUUACUUGACCAUUCAUUCUUACUCCCAGAUGCUCCUUUAUCCAUACUCUUAUACUUAUGAUCUAACAUCAAACAAUGCAAAACUGAAUUCUAUUGCUAGAGCAGCCAUCCGAGAACUAAAAGUACUGUAUGGCACUGAAUAUACGUAUGGUCCAGGAGCUGCAACAAUUUAUCCUGCUGCUGGUGGCUCAGAUGAUUGGGCUUAUGACCAGGGUAUAAAAUAUGCCUUCACCUUUGAACUUCGUGACAAAGGCCGAUAUGGUUUUGCUCUUCCUGAAUCUCAGAUAAAGCCAACUUGUGAAGAAACUAUGAUUGCUGUUAAAUAUAUUGCUGAAUCUAUGCUUUCUUUGAACUAAAAAAAUAGCUUUCCAAGCUGAAUAAAUAAAAUUUAAUGCACAA
Molecule: messenger RNA, 1006 nt
Organism: Crotalus tigris (Tiger rattlesnake)
Lineage: Eukaryota; Metazoa; Chordata; Lepidosauria; Squamata; Viperidae
Product: carboxypeptidase B-like
Exons: 6
Biological process (GO): proteolysis
Molecular function (GO): zinc ion binding; metallocarboxypeptidase activity
Source: RefSeq, a predicted model, not a curated record